Messenger RNA from Zea mays, 1252 nucleotides. RefSeq names its product atrophin-1. The transcript has a single exon. The record is from RefSeq and is a predicted model, not a curated record. Lineage: Eukaryota; Viridiplantae; Streptophyta; Magnoliopsida; Poales; Poaceae. Bases 48 to 812 code for a protein of 254 amino acids.
GGACUUCUGUUCCUCAAAAACCAGUACACUUUUACGGCCUUAAUCCGAUGUCUCAGAUACAGGAAAUUACCGACAUGAAACUGGAGCCGCACGACCAUAAAAAGGCCCAACGCAGCUCUCCCCUCCCGCCGGGCGCUGCGCCUCUACUGACUCCAGCGCUGUGUCUCUCUCUCCUCUGCCUGACGACCACACCAAGAAGAAACGCACGGCCGCACGGGCACGGCACAGGCUGCACAGCAAUGCCCAACCCCUCCUCAACCCCACCACCGGCGCCCCCCGCCGUCGCCACUCGCCGGCGACGGAGGCUGCUCCUUCCGUCGACGUCCUCUUCCUCAUCCUCAGCGGUCGCCACGUCCGCCUCCUCUUCGUCGUCGUCCUCCGGCCUCUCCUUCUCCUUCCCGUAUUUCUCGCCGGCGCCCUCGCCGUUCCACCACCGCUUCCUCUCCCCGCUGCGCGCCUCCGCGGUGCCCUUCUCCUGGGAGCACCGCCCGGGCAUCCCCAAGACGCCCGCGCGCCAGGCGGCACGCGCCAGCGGCAAGGCCAAGACGGCGGCGGCGGCGGCGCUGCCGCUGCCGCUGCCGCCCUCCCUCCUCUCCAGCAAGGUCGGCGCCGCCGACGGGCCCUUCUCCUCCUCCGCCGCCGACGGCGCCAAGGCCACGCGGCGGCGCAGGCGGCCGCCGGCGCUGGCCGCCACUCUAACCGACUGGCUCGCCGUGCUCAGCCUCUACCGCUCGUGCACGCGGACGCGGUCACGCGACUGCCGCGCUCCGGCCAAGGCCCGUCUGAUCGAUCGGCUCACUUCUCACCGGUGACGGUGAGCUGCUGCUGAGCUCGCUGAUACUGAAGCAGCAGCUGCUUUGACGUGCUGGUGAGGUGAAUGGGGAUGGGGAUGCGUCGCACUCGCGUAGUCUGUGUCCCACCGUUAAUUAGGUUGUAAGCCUGACCGCUGAUCGGUGAGUAAGAGUAAGACACGGUUAUUAUUAAUGUGAAAGGCCGUUUGAGCUUGCUGUCGUGCUUUCCACUCGGUGUUAUAGGAGUACUAACCUUUUGCGUUAGUUUGGCCAAAACGGGAGUAUUUCUCUGCCGGUUAAUUUGGUAGCCCAUGUUAAUAAGGUUUCUCCCGUUUUCAAAUUCCUUUUGCCUUUGUUACUAUUAGUUUCCAUGUCCUCUAGUACUAGUAACGAAAACAAAUCUGCAAAUCUCGUAGCAUCUGUUUGUUUGAAAUGAAAGAGAGAGAAGCCAUGUCAAAGAA